UGUUCGUUUUAGCAUCGUUCGCAUAUAGACUUGCAUAGACUGAUUCUACUACUUUCUACUACUCUAAUACUGCCACCACCGACACAAUGACCACCACAGCCCCCAGCCAGCGCCUCCUCCCCAGCCAGCGCCUCCUCCCCAUCCUCGUCGACCAGCUCGCCCAAACCAACCCGACUCAACGCGUCGGUCUCAUUCCUCAGGGUGCCGAUGUCGCGGACGGCUACGAGACCCUCACUAUGCAGCGUCUCGCUCGUGCCGUCGACGCGUUCGCAUUCUGGAUCGAGAAGAAAGUCGGCCGGGCCGAGAAACCAGAAACGAUCGCCUAUAUGGCGAGUAAUGAUGUGCGAUACUUGAUCUUCUUGUUGGCGGCGCAUAAGACGGGAUAUAAGCCGCUUCUUCCCUCGACCAGACUAUCGGAUGAUGCGUAUCAGCAUAUUCUGAACGCGACGGAUUGUCAUAUCUUUCUCUACACGCCGGAGAAGCAGCGUCGUGUGGCGGAGAUUCAGGCUUUCCAACAGGAUACCGCGUUUCAUGAGGUGCCGUCGGUUGUGGAGUUGCUGAAUGCUGAGGGGGGGCAUUAUUCGUAUACCAAGACGUACCGUGAAGCAGAGGAUGAUGUGGCGAUUAUUAUUCACAGCUCGGGCACAACCGGCAUGCCCAAACCCGUCCCCUUGACGCAUGGCUUCCUGGCCACCAUCGACUACGGGGCGUAUCUGUCCCGUCCGCCAACCCGCCAAGGCACCCUCUUCAACGACCUUCCCCCGGAUACUCUGGUUCUCUCCACCACCCCCUUCUUCCACCUCAUGGGUCUCCUCGCCUUCACCGAGUCCAUCUUCCACCACACUCCCUUCGUCGUCCUCCCCGACAAGCCUCUCUCCGUGGACCUCAUCUCCUCCGUCAUCACCACCACCCGGCCCACCGGCGCCUUACUCCCCCCGUCGAUCCUCGAAGACAUCUCGCAUGUCCCGUCCGCGCGCGCCGCCCUCAGCACCCUCCAAUAUGUCUAUUUCGCGGGAGCCCCUCUCUCCCCGGAAGUCGGCGACGACUUGUCCCAACUCACCCAGAUCAUCACCGUUCUCGGAUCCAGUGAAAUGGGACUCAUUUCCUCCUUCGUGCCCCAAGGAACGGGGGUCUGGGGGUACUUCGAAUGGAACCCCGCCUACGGAGUGGACAUGCAGCACGUCAACGACGGUCUAUACGAGUUAGUGAUUCCCCGUCGAGCGGACAGUCGUCAGGUCCACGGCAUCUUCCACACCUUCCCCGAGCGAACCGAGUACCGCUCGAACGAUCUAUUCGUGCGACACCCGGAGCGUCCGGAACUAUGGAAGUACCACGGUCGCCUGGACGAUGUGAUUGUGCUCAGUAACGGGGAGAAACUUAACCCCGUGACGCUGGAGAAGAUCGUCGAGGGACAUCCGCGCGUGCAGCGGGCGCUGUUGAUCGGACAGGCGCGGUUCGAGACGGCGUUGUUGGUGGAACCGAAUUGGGCAGUUGAAGGCGAGAAUGUCGAUGAAAAGGCCUUCGUGGAGAGUAUCUGGGAUACGGUGGAACGGGCCAACGAGGCGGUGCCCAAGUAUGGUCGCAUCGCGAAGAGCAAGAUUCGUCUGGCCGAUCGAAGCAAGCCGUUCAAGGUGACGCCCAAGGGCACGACGCAGCGUCAUGCCGUCAAUAAGGAGUAUCAGGAGGAGAUUGAGGCCAUUUAUGCGGCUGCGGAGGAGGAGGCGGCAGUCGAGAUGCCCGAGACUUUGGAUGCGAAGAGUUUGAAAGGGUUUGUGCACGGCCUCGUGGCUGGUUUGUUGGAGCGCGAGGAUGUUCGCGACGAGGAGGAUCUCUAUGCGGCUGGGCUGGACUCGCUGCAGACGAUCCAGUUGGCCAAGACGUUGAAUCAAGCGGUUUCAGCGCGCUGCGAGGCUGGUCGUGAGAUCUCCCAGCAGCAGAUUUACUCGCAUCCCUCGGUGGCCCAGUUGGCGCAGUACCUGCUCGACCUGGUGACGGGCAACGUGGGUGCCACUGUUUCUCGCGCGGAGCGCAUCAACGCGAUGCUGGAAAAGUACACCAGCCAGCUGCCGCAGCGCCAUACUCCGGCGGCACCGCUGUCGGACAAGUCGACGGUCAUUCUGACCGGCUCGACCGGCUCACUGGGCACGUACCUCCUGCACGCCUUGCUGGCGGACCCCACCAUCGCCAAGGUCUACUGCUUCAACCGGUCGGAGGCAGCAGAGCGUCAGAAGCGCGGGUUUGCCGAGAAGGGCUUAGACGUGAGUCUCCUGGAGAGCCCGCGGGUCGAGUUCUUGCAGGUCGGUUUCGGAGCCGAACACUUUGGCCUUCCUGAGGCCAAAUACACCGAACUUCUGCAGAGCGUGGACUUUAUCAUCCACAACGCGUGGAAAGUCAACUUCAACCACCCUCUCGAGUCUUUCGAGGAUCCGCACCUGCAGGGUGUGUUCGAGUUCAUCCGGUUCAGCACGCAGAGCACCCACAACGCACAUCUGUCUUUCGUGUCUUCCGUGGGCACCAUCGGCGGCUGGACCGCAUCCAUGGGCCCGGCUGUGCCUGAGACACCUCUCGAAACCGCUGAUGCCGUGCUGGACCAGGGCUACGGCGAAUCGAAGCACGUCGCCGAGCGAAUGUGUCUGGCUGCCUCUAGACAGUCCGGCGUACCCACGACCGUCUUCCGGGUAGGCCAGAUCGCAGGACCCACGAGGGUCCAGGGACUGUGGAAUCUGGACGAAUGGGUCCCAACGCUGGUGAAGACCUCCAAAGCCGUAGGGAAGGUCCCGGGCGAUUUGGGCGGAUACCUAGUGGACUGGGUGCCGGUGGACACCCUGGCCACCAUCACCACCGAACUCAUGCACACGCGUCGGGCAACGCAAUCCCACACCCCCCACGCCGUAUACCACCUCGUGAACCCGAGCAAAACCGCCUGGUCGACGCUCGUCCCCGCCAUCGCGGCCCGAUACCCCGGCAUCGAAGUCAUCCCGCUGGAUGUCUGGUUGACCGAGCUGGAAGGAAUUCAGUCGCCGUCGGAGAGUGAAGUGCGCGAGAAGCCCGCCCUCAAACUGUUGGACUUUUAUCGGGGAUUGGCGGGCGAGGUGCUGUCCGCGGAGAUUAGUGUGGAGCGGACGCGCGGGGGGAGCCAGACCAUGGCGGGUUUGGGAGCGGUGACGCCUGAAUUGAUGGGGAAUUGGUUGAAGCAGUGGGGGUUUUAG
This is a messenger RNA of Aspergillus ibericus CBS 121593, 3209 nucleotides long. Its product is annotated as putative NRPS-like enzyme. The transcript is spliced from 4 exons. Gene Ontology annotation, molecular function: phosphopantetheine binding. Bases 87 to 3209 code for a protein of 1040 amino acids. The record is from RefSeq and is a predicted model, not a curated record. NCBI's taxonomy places the organism in Eukaryota, Fungi, Ascomycota, Eurotiomycetes, Eurotiales, Aspergillaceae.